This is a messenger RNA of Fonsecaea multimorphosa CBS 102226, 1128 nucleotides long. RefSeq lists its product as uncharacterized. Gene Ontology annotation, molecular function: NADPH dehydrogenase activity; FMN binding. The coding region runs from base 1 to 1128 and encodes 375 amino acids. NCBI's taxonomy places the organism in Eukaryota, Fungi, Ascomycota, Eurotiomycetes, Chaetothyriales, Herpotrichiellaceae. The transcript has a single exon. The record is from RefSeq and is a predicted model, not a curated record.
AUGGCCUUGAAGCUAUUUACCCCUCUCAAACUGGGCAAUGACCAACUCAAGCAUCGUAUCGCCAUGUCGCCCUUGACCCGCUAUCGAGCCGACGACGACCAUGUUCCCCUCCCCUAUGUAAAGGAAUACUACGCCCAACGAGCUUCAGUGCCUGGUACCCAAAUAAUUACCGAAGCAACAUUCAUCACCCCAGAAGCAGGUCUUUUUGCUCACAUCCCUGGUAUUUGGAGUGGGGCCCAGAUUGCCGCAUGGAGUGAAGUAACUGCCGCAGUUCACGCCAAAGGGUCCUUUAUCAGAUUGCAACUUUGGGCACUCGGUAGAUCAGCAUCAAAGGCGCAAUUGACCAAGGAACUUGGACCAAACGCAAGGGUUGUUAGCUCUAGUGACGUAACACAGACUGGGGGAGACAAGCCAACACCAUUAACAGAGGAAGAGAUUCAGCAAUACAUCAAAUCUUAUGCUCAAGCUGCCAAGAAUGCUAUAAAGGCUGGCUUUGAUGGCGUUGAGCUCCACGGUGCCAGUGGAUAUUUAAUUGACCAAUUCACGCAAGAUGUCACAAACAAACGAACCGAUAAGUGGGGAGGGAGCAUCAACAACCGCUCCAGGUUCGCAUUGGAGGCUACGAAGGCUGUUGUCGAAGCUAUCGGAAGUGAACGAACUGGUAUUCGGCUUAGCCCCUUCAGCACGUUCCAAGGAAUGAGGAUGAAGGAUCCAAUGCAGACAUUCGGUUAUCUAGUCCAGGAACUGAAGAAGCUCAAACUCGGCCAUCUCCACCUUGUUACGGGAUCUGGCAUGGGUGAUGCCAAUCAGGAAAUCCAAGACACUGCAUCCAUGGAUGUCCUUCUCAAUAUCUACGAUAACGUGUCUCCUAUUCUGGUGGCCAAUGGAUUUAGUGCAGAGUCAGCAAAGGAAUUCGUGGAAAGGCAUCCAGACAAGGAUAUUGUUGUUGCUUUUGGUCGGUACUUUAUCUCGAAUCCUGACCUGCCUUUCCGAAUACGGGAGGGCAUCGAGUUCACCCCUUAUGACCGGGCCAAGUUCUAUACGAUUGAUGAGGAUGGUUAUACGACAUAUGAAUUCAGCAAGCAGUUUCUAGAGGCUAAUCAGUCGCAAGGACCAGUUAAAGUUUAG